Molecule: messenger RNA, 1072 nt
Organism: Amborella trichopoda
Lineage: Eukaryota; Viridiplantae; Streptophyta; Magnoliopsida; Amborellales; Amborellaceae
Product: mitotic-spindle organizing protein 1-like
Biological process (GO): gamma-tubulin complex localization; mitotic spindle assembly; microtubule nucleation by interphase microtubule organizing center
Cellular component (GO): interphase microtubule organizing center; spindle; gamma-tubulin ring complex
Source: RefSeq, a predicted model, not a curated record
AAUUGAAAAUACACUCCUAGAACUUCGGGCUUCGUAUCGUUGCGUUUACGGCUGAGAGAGAGGACGAAGGAAGAGAAGAAAAGAAAAGGUCAUAGGCAUUAGGGUUUAUAGAGACAAGAAGGAAGUAGGAAAAGUUCAUCGGCUUUGGUUUAUAGAGAGAGAAGAAAGAAGAAGGAAGAAAGAAGAGUUCAUCGGCUUUACAAAUCCUAAUGCCCUAAUAGAAGAGGCCUAACUGAUUUUUAGAGAGAGAAAAGGAAGAUGGGAUGCUGAUUUGGGAUAGUUUGAAGAGGAAUUUUCUCUCUGAUUUGAGUUGUUGUUUGAGAGAAAGCCCUAAUUUUGAAGAGACCUUAACUGAUUUUUUGAUUUGUAAAGAGGCCGUAACUGAUUUUUAGAGAGAGAAAAGGAAGAGGGUUUUUCAUUUUGUUGGGGAAACAGGAAGCAGAGCUGAAGGAUUAGGUUUGGGGGAUUGCUUACUGCUAGAAUCUGGAACAAUGGAUCCGUUAUCUGCUCAAAAUGCGAAAGAAUCACUCGACCUAGCUUUUCACAUGUCCAAUUUUCUCAACACGGGCCUGGAUCGCCAUACUCUCUCCAUUCUUAUUACUCUCUGUGAGCGAGGGGUCAACCCCGAGGCCGUUGCAACUUUAGUCAAGGAGCUCAGAAGGGAAUCAGCUGCCUUUUCACAAAAGCCCAUUCAGUCCCAGAAUGGCCAUUGAUAGUUUUUUAUCGGAGCUCCAUUUCUCUCCAAUGGUAUACUUGAUCCGAUCCCUAGUUUAUGUAAAUGCCUGUUUUUUAUUUGUUAGUUGAGUCUUGUAUGUGUAAUUGAUAUCCUUGUGAUUUUGCUUCUUGAUGAUGAAGGAAAUGUUGGAUUCCGUUUUGUUUUGACUUAAUGGAGCAGUACAACAUGGAAAGAAAUAGAUUGAAUGUGUUGUAUUUAUUUAUUUUUCUUUUCGUGGAAUGCUGCAUAUUGAAUUCUUAUAGGUUUGAAUGAGUCAGAAGUGGGUAAUUUAUUCAUUGGAACAUUAUGGGAGAUCAUUUGUUUAGUUGGAUAAUCUGUAAAGAUUGAGGCAAUGUU